GUUUGGUCCGGGUGGAAACAGCAGCGGGCGAUGAGAUCCGUUCCGCUUCUUUUCGCUACGGAAGCAGCAGCAUGGCGCACAGUGCCAGGAGAGAUUGUCCGGAGCUGCCCGACUUCUCUCUGCUCAAGCGGGUGGCCCGAGACCGGCUCAUCUACCUGCUGGAACAGCUGACGGGGAAGAAGGACCUCUUCAUCGAUGCAGACCUGAUGAGCUUGCUGGACCGCAUCGCCAACGUGUCGACGCUGAAGAAACAUGAAGUCGACAAACUUUACAAAGUGGAAUACAAACCUGUUGUCAGCACCUCAGAUCAGCUGUGUUUUCUGAUCCGGCCGAGAAUCCCAACUGUCAAAUGGAUUUGUGAUGUGGUUAAUGCAGACAAAGCAGUGGGAAGACUCAGAAAAUAUCACAUCAUCUUCACUCCUCAGAAGUUCUUUGCGUGCGAGGCGGUGCUGGAGGAGCAGGGCAUCUUUGGAGACGUGACCACUGACGAGUGGUCCUUCUACCUGCUUCCUCUGGACGAUGACGUCAUCAGUCUGGAGCUGCCGGAGUUCUUCAGAGACAACUUCCUGGCGGGGGACCAGCGCUGGGUGAGGACCACCGGCAGCGCGCUGUACCUCCUCCACUCGCUCUACGGCCCGUUCUCCAAGGUCUACGGGAUCGGACGCUUUUCCCAGAUGGCGUACAAGUCGUGGCGGGAGCAGGUGGAAGAGGGGGAGCAAAGAACUCGUCAAGCCGAAAUAGGAAACGUUUUUCUCAUUGACAGAGACGUGGACUUCGUGACUCCUCUGUGCUCACAGGUCGUCUACGAGGGUUUGGUGGACGAUAUAUUCAGAAUAAAAUGUGGAUGUGUGGAGUUUGGUAGUGAAGUCACGUCGGAUAAAAGUCUUAAAGUCAUGUUGAACUCUCAGGAUAAGGUCUUCAACGAGAUCAGAAACGAGCAUUUCUCCAACGUCUUCGGCCUCCUCAGUCAAAAAGCCAGGAACCUCCAGACCGCGUACGAUAAGCGUCGGGGGAUGGACAUCAAGCAGAUGAAGACCUUCGUGUCCGAUGAACUCAAAGGGUUGAAACAGGAGCACCGGCUGCUCAGCCUGCACAUCAGUGCCAGUGAAUCGAUAAUGAAGAAGAAGACGCAGCAGGACUUCCAGGAGCUGCUGAAGACGGAACACUGUCUACUCGAAGGGUUUGAGAUCCGUGAGAGCAUCGGCUUCCUGGAGGAGCACAUCAUCCGACAGGUUUCCAUGACGGAGAGCCUGAGGCUGCUCUGCCUGCUGUCCAUCACGGAGAACGGUCUGCUGCCCAAAGAUUACCGCUCGCUGAAAGCUCUUUUUCUACAGAGCUACGGAGCCGAACACCUGCUGACCUUCUCCAACCUGCGGCAGAUCGGGAUGCUGGUGGAGCAGCCGGCCGGGGAGACGCUAACGGUGAUGGAGAGCCGAGUGGGCAAGCUGGUCAACGACAGGACCGCCGGUAAGCUGACCGACGCCUUCUCGUCCCUCGCCAAGAAGAGCAACUUCAGAGCCCUGAGCCGGAGGCUCGCCCUGGUGCCAAAGUCCAAUGAGGAAUACGACCUGCGCGUCCCGAGGGACAUGGCCUACAUCUUCAGCGGCGCCUACGUGCCUCUGAGCUGCAAACUGGUGGAGCAGGUGUUGGAGCACGACGGCUGGACGGGGUUGGAGGAAGUCACCAAGCUGCUCAACGGACAGGAAUUUGCUGUUACAGGCAUUGGAGCGGACUCGAGCUCGCAGCUCGACGCUCAGCGCGUCGUGGUCGUCAUGUUCCUCGGAGGCUGCAGCUUCUCUGAGAUCUCAGCCCUCCGGUUCCUGGGCCGAGAGAAAGGUUAUAAAUUCAUCAUCGUGACGACGGCCAUCACAAACAGCUCGAGGCUCAUCGAGUCGUUGCUAGGCAACGCCGCAUGAAGGCCGGCACGCCGCCACGCCGCCGCCACGCUGCCGCCAGACAGGAACCAGAACACUCCACGAGGCGGGAAACUAAAGGACUGUAAAGAUGUACAUUAAGUGAAUAAAUGUGUUGACAUGGUG
Pseudoliparis swirei is the source of this 2039-nucleotide messenger RNA. RefSeq names its product VPS33B late endosome and lysosome associated (gene vps33b). Gene Ontology annotation, biological process: intracellular protein transport; vesicle-mediated transport. Gene Ontology annotation, cellular component: CORVET complex; lysosome. The coding region runs from base 72 to 1916 and encodes 614 amino acids. Lineage: Eukaryota; Metazoa; Chordata; Actinopteri; Perciformes; Liparidae. The record is from RefSeq and is a predicted model, not a curated record. The transcript has 24 exons.